Molecule: messenger RNA, 237 nt
Organism: Penicillium malachiteum
Lineage: Eukaryota; Fungi; Ascomycota; Eurotiomycetes; Eurotiales; Aspergillaceae
Exons: 1
Coding region: 1-237 (78 amino acids)
Source: RefSeq, a predicted model, not a curated record
AUGCCCCUUGGUACGUCUUUGAUCAGAAAUUUGCGAGGAGCCGUCCUCCAUGUAGUAUCACUCCAGGAAGCUUGGGAAGCGGAACGUACCCUCAAGUUGAUGUCUGUGAAGUGGAAAACAAAAGGCCCGGAUCUAGACCAAGAUCAAGACGAAGACGAAGAUCAAGCCCUGGCCCAAGCACUAGAACAAGGCCAAGGCCAAGAUCUAGCCCCGGAUCUAAAGGAAGCUUCAGACUGA